UGACAAGCAACGUCGGCCGUGAGCAGCGAGCAAAAGUGGAGGAAGACGGGGGCCGGAUCACCUCGUGAUGGGGCUGAUGUCAUUCCAGGUCGCACUGCAACAGCAGCAGUUUCGGUCUGCGUCGGCGAGCUCUCACGGAGGCAUCGGUGGGUCCGGCCGUAUGCCGGCCUUUAUCUCUUUAUGAAGCACCGGUGGCCCGAGGCUCGCCCCAGAAAGCGGGGUCGACUACGAGCAAAGACGGCAUGCUACCUCGAGUGCUCGACUCUUCUGCGAACUAAAGCAAGCACCUUGGCAAACACGCAGGUCACUGGUCGAGCAGAAAAGAAGAUGGGCUGGUGGCCUUGCCUACAUGGGCUAGAGCUGGACGGGAGGAGGAUGCAGCGGCCACCUCCGCGCCCGCGUGCGGUGCCUGCGCCUCUGGUUUGCUGGCUGGGUCUUUUUUCUGUGCCUUUGGCGUUUGCUACUGGUUCUGCUACUAGUUGCUUGCUGAUGCUAUUUUGCGCACACGAACAGGUGACACAUUUCCAGCAUGGAAAAGGCAAAGACGCCGGGCCGAAGAUGUUUACGACCCCGUUCCAACGAGGGCAUAUCCAUGUUCGUUGUCUUAAAAGCCAUAUUCAGCGGCAAAUGGGAUUCGGCGCCGCGGACGACCGACCAACCAGAGGCAACAAUUGCAACGAGUUUCCAACGCCAACGCUAGAAGCAGUGGCCGAACGAACCGACAGACUAAUCUGCCAGUCAUUCCGAUCAAGAGUCUCGACUCUUGCGGAUACUGAUUCAGAGAGUCUUCUCUUUCUGGGCCAUCCCGAAGACCUACGAACGUGUCUAGGUAUCUAUGCAGCCAUGGCAGAUACUACCCCAUGGGCCAUGAACCCAUAGGCAAUUGCUCCAAACCAUUUGCCGACCUGCAUGCGUUUCGAGAAGAACACCAUUGCACCCCCUGCCGCCCAUCGUGCCCAUCGUCUUGUCAAAAACGGGACAAGACCGACAAACCAUUUCUCACAUCGCUGACCUGGUUCCCCUCCACUACGUUGCA
Colletotrichum godetiae is the source of this 1036-nucleotide messenger RNA. RefSeq lists its product as uncharacterized. NCBI's taxonomy places the organism in Eukaryota, Fungi, Ascomycota, Sordariomycetes, Glomerellales, Glomerellaceae. The record is from RefSeq and is a predicted model, not a curated record. The coding region runs from base 181 to 879 and encodes 232 amino acids. The transcript has a single exon.